ACUACGACAUGAUGCUGGGGGUCCUCAUGGAGCGUGCAGUAGAAGAGAGCAAGGAGGUUGAAGGGUUCCAGCAGUUGCUCAACGCUCGAACUCAGGAGUUCAUCGAGGAGCUCUUGGCCCCGGGUUUUGGGGGCAUGAUUGCCUUUGUGAAGGAGGCAGAGGCGCUGGCAGAAAGGGGCCAGCUGGAGCGGCUGCGAGGCGAGGAAGGUGAGCGUGCCCAGGAUGAUGGGCUCCACAGUCCUUGACAGCAGGGCAGAGAAACGUGGAUGCAGAAGGCUUAGGCUGCAUCCACACUGGAGAAAUAACCUGGUUUGGCACUGCUUUCACUCUUUCUGGGUCGAGG
Sceloporus undulatus (fence lizard) is the source of this 343-nucleotide messenger RNA. RefSeq names its product vacuolar protein sorting-associated protein 52 homolog. Bases 9 to 245 code for a protein of 78 amino acids. The transcript is spliced from 3 exons. Lineage: Eukaryota; Metazoa; Chordata; Lepidosauria; Squamata; Phrynosomatidae. The record is from RefSeq and is a predicted model, not a curated record.